This is a messenger RNA of Brienomyrus brachyistius, 870 nucleotides long. RefSeq names its product growth hormone secretagogue receptor type 1-like. Gene Ontology annotation, molecular function: growth hormone secretagogue receptor activity. The transcript has 3 exons. Gene Ontology annotation, biological process: G protein-coupled receptor signaling pathway; hormone-mediated signaling pathway. NCBI's taxonomy places the organism in Eukaryota, Metazoa, Chordata, Actinopteri, Osteoglossiformes, Mormyridae. Gene Ontology annotation, cellular component: plasma membrane. The coding region runs from base 16 to 870 and encodes 284 amino acids. The record is from RefSeq and is a predicted model, not a curated record.
CUAUAUCUCUGCAGCAUGGCUUUCUCUGACAUCAUCAUUCUGCUGCUGAUGCCCAUUGACCUCUACAAGCUGUGGAACUUCCAGCCCUGGCUGCUGGGCGAUGUGGUCUGCAAGCUGUCGCAGUUCCUCAGCGAGGGCUGCACCUUCGCCAGUAUCCUACACAUCACGGCGCUGAGCGUGGAGCGCUAUCUGGCCGUGUGCUUCCCGCUACACGCCAAGGUGCUGGUGACUCGUGGCAAGGUGAAGGCGCUUAUCGGGGUGCUGUGGACGGCGGCACUGCUGAGCGCCGGACCCGUCUUCGCACUGGUGGGUGUCGAGCAGCUGGACGACAGCGGCGGGACCGAGUGCCGCUGCACGCAGUACGCCAAGGCCUCAGGCCUCUUGGGUACAAUGAUGUGGCUUUCCAAUCUGUACUUCCUGGUGCCCGUCUGCUGCCUCAGCCUCCUGUACGGACUCAUCGCCCGCAGGCUGUGGCACCGGCGGCACUGUGCCCACCGGGACAGGGCCAACCGGCAGACCGUCAAGAUGCUGGCGGUCAUCGUCCUGGCCUUCGUCCUCUGCUGGCUGCCCUUCCACGUGGGCCGCACCCUCUUCUCCAUGUCUCUGAGCUCCAGCCCGGACAUGUACUACAUCAGUCAGUACUUCAACCUUGUCUCCUUUGUGCUCUUCUACCUCAGCGCGGCCAUCAACCCCAUCCUCUACAACACCAUGUCCACUCGGUACCGUGCAGCGGUACGCAGCCUGCUGGGCCUCACCGCUCCCGCUAGGCGGGGCGGCAGCGGCUCCGGGGGGGGCAUGCAGCUGGUUGCCGCCCCCCCGCGCUUCCCACAUCUCAUUCCCCUGCAUUCUAACUCCACCUCAAACCUGUAA